AUGGUGGCAGCAAACCGUUGUAUUCUGUCUUUGGGUGUCUGCAUGUCUGUAUGCCUGUGCCGUGAACCCAAACGCGACGGCACUUUUUACGGCAUUGUUUCAUCAGUUAUUGUUCGGUUAAUCAACAGAAAUUUGUCAAUUAUCGCCUAUAAAAAUUCUAAACGAGUAAUUGCUGCUAAUGGAUGUAAAUACAUUGGAGACCUUUUGGCAAGAGAGGAAAGGUUGCCUUCAAACCAAUCUUGGUCUGCACAGCUCUUCGAUGUUCUUAAACGGCUGAGUCCAAAUUCAGCGUCUGCAGCUAAAACUAUUGGCCGCCAGCUGGCAAUGAGCGAAGGUGGAGAAGCUUUACUGUUUACUUUUUUGCGAGAAGAUUGCGAUGAAGAGUUUCGAGAUAUGGUUGUGAAAAUCUGUACACAUUCUUCGCAUAUCAGAGAAUACUUCUGUGAUCAUGGCAUUUUAGAGAAGAUAAUAGGCAUGGAUGAGCCGGCCAUAUCAAUGAUAAGUAUACUCUGUGCUUAUACGAAGGCAAUGAUCGCAAAUGAUAAUUGCGAUUUUGUUGCGCUAUUGAACAAUCGUGAACUUGUGAAGGAAGCGUGGAGUCGUGAAAGGUUGCUGAAUGUCGGUGCCCUUGAUGUAAUGCUCAGCCGUUUUUGCGAAUCAGUACAGAUAGCAGAAAGAUUUAUGAUUAUUUCCUCAUUAGUGCACUUUUUCCACUACGUUAGUGGCCUUGCACAUAUUUUCCGAAAUACUGCUUUCUUGAAGGCAAUCAUAUCCGACAUUCUUAAUUAUCUCGGUGAACCUCAGCCAGAAUGCAAGCAUAAGUACGACCAAAGUAAUCUCCUACCAUGCUCCGCGGCAGCAAUGGAUCAGCGCGCUUCUUCGACAUUACGCAGCUACUCUAGUUUAAAUAAAGAUAAGAUCAGUAGUGGCUUUUAUGGGAAAUCAGUUAUGGGAUGUACGAAACAAGUUGAGGCUGGAGCUAAUUAUGGCGGCAGUCGCAGUCCUGUAAUUUCUUGGAGUCGUUCAGUUUCACCCCCAUCUAAUUCUUUGGGGUCCUGGUGUAGUCCUGUUUCUCCACUCUCAGCAGGCUCUAUGUCUCCACCAUCUAUAAUAAGCCCUUCGAGUUCUGUAGAGGACUUCCUUUCACUUUUAAUCGAAGAUACUGAGUGUUCGUGGGAUUUGGAGAAAAUGGAUGUUGAAGAAGACAAAAAAGAGGACUCUGAAGCUGAAAGUGAAGAAAGAUCGACAUUGCGUAAGAUAGUUUGUGCCGAAUUGCAACUGCUGUCAUACCCGACAAGUGAAAAUAAUAUUCUCGGGGUCCUUAUUAGGGAAGAUAUAGUAGAUUCCCUUCUUCGUUGUUGUUCCGAUGUGACUUUGCCUAAUUCGUAUUCCGUCAAAAUCUUAUCACGAAUGGUAGAGUAUAGAACGAUGAUGGAUAAACUGUUGGCCAUGCAAUUCCAUUCUAGGAUAUUUGAUGCUCUGAUGACAAAGAAGUGGGAUAUGGAAGGCCACGAGCGUGCUUUGACCAGUCAUUGUACGUUUUGUACGACUUUGGGUUAUUUGCUUCUAAAGGAGUUUUCGAGUCAUGUGGAUUCAAAUUUUGGUUUACCGAUCUUAGUAGAUUUAUUGAAGUCAAAGGAUUUCGGGGAAAGAAUAAAAGCGAGCAUCGCUGCGUUGUAUCUUGUUAGGAGCCAAGCGGGUCAGAUGAGAAUUUAUUCUAAGUUUGAUCCAGUUACUCUGUUGAUUGGAGCUGUUCGAGAUGUCUGUGUCGGGGCGCAUUGUGAAGAAAGAUGCUCUCCCUUAGCUUAUACUAAUGGGCCUUCUCUGUUGUACCAGAUAUUGUGUAGUUUGUCUGCUAUAAUCGACUGUGAAAGGAUCUGCCCUUUGUACCGGUUUAAAAAUGAGGCUUAUAAUUUUAUCAUGGUUGGUGGUGAUUGCAUUGUCGAGGAAGAGAACUGUUCUGGAUCUGGGGAAUGUGUGGUUUUUAAGACGGAAUCUGGUGAUGAUCUUGAGCGAAUCAACAAAGAAAAGCUAAUCAGCGGCAGCGAUUAUUUUAAGCUAGCCGAUCGUUAUUUAUGCACAUCAAUGACUGAUAUGCUGCUUGCUGAAAAUGGUCCUGCAAUAUAUUUUAUGUUAAAAGGCAGGAUAGAGGAAUUUCUAUCUCCUUUAUUGUUCACUGGUAUUGGGGAAUGCGGGCGUUUUGAAGAUGCUUUCUUCUUUCAACUGCUCCGGUUUUCGACCGACGAUGAAGUGAAGUCAACGCUUUGGCCUCUUAUUUCGAACGUGGCUGCGACAGAAGUUUUUAUAGAAAAAUUAAGUAAUUUUUUAAGGCGACAUCUUGUCUCGACUGUUUACAUGUCGCCGAAGUGUAGUUAG
Molecule: messenger RNA, 2376 nt
Organism: Enterobius vermicularis (human pinworm)
Lineage: Eukaryota; Metazoa; Nematoda; Chromadorea; Rhabditida; Oxyuridae
Source: the annotation of a GenBank genome assembly